AUGAUCUUUGGCGCCCUCCAAUUACUGCAGAAGAUGCGAAUCCGCCUCAGUAAUACCUUCAAGGACCUGAUGAAGGCCUUCGACACGGCAAAGCAUGAUGGCAUCUGGAAAAUGAAGCCAAAAUUCUGCUGUUCUGAGCGACUCACGCACAUGGUGCGUCGGCUUCACGACGGGAUGAUGGCACACAUCACGGACAGUGAGACAUUUUCAGAAGCAUUCGCAGUGACCAAUGAAGUGAAGCAGAGCUGCGUGCUCGUCCCACCCGCAGUGAGUGCCCUGGAGUUAGCGUUGUGUGUCGGGCCGACAGCCAACUUCUCAAUAUCCAACGCGUCCAUCCACGACCUGCUCUUCCCGGACGACCGUGCGCUCAACACCCCAACAAAACCGGACAUGCAACAGAGCACGAAUCUCCUCUUCUCCGGCUGCGCCAACUUCGGACUGACCAUCUACACGGACGAGAACGGUGGUCGCGCAUCAUCCGUCACCUAG
This is a messenger RNA of Spirometra erinaceieuropaei, 489 nucleotides long. NCBI's taxonomy places the organism in Eukaryota, Metazoa, Platyhelminthes, Cestoda, Diphyllobothriidea, Diphyllobothriidae. The record is from the annotation of a GenBank genome assembly.